Suricata suricatta (meerkat) is the source of this 1284-nucleotide messenger RNA. RefSeq names its product interferon-induced protein with tetratricopeptide repeats 1-like. Gene Ontology annotation, biological process: defense response to virus. Bases 110 to 964 code for a protein of 284 amino acids. NCBI's taxonomy places the organism in Eukaryota, Metazoa, Chordata, Mammalia, Carnivora, Herpestidae. Gene Ontology annotation, cellular component: cytosol. Gene Ontology annotation, molecular function: RNA binding; protein binding. The transcript has 3 exons. The record is from RefSeq and is a predicted model, not a curated record.
AUCUUUUUGAUAUAGCCCUGUGGCAGGGCUCAUAUCCUGAAACCCCAGUCUCCUGGCUGGAUCUCAGAGGAGCCCACAGCUAAAGUCCUGCAGAACAGAACUGGCAGCCAUGAGUAAGGAUGCUGAUGAGGUCAGAGACAAGCUGGGUCAGCUGAGAUGCCACUUCACGUGGGAGCUGCUCUUUGAAGACAGUGAGAUGCCGGAUUUAGAGAACAGGAUCUUGGACGAGAUUGAGUUCCUAGACACCAAGUACAACGUGGGAAUAUACAACCUGCUGGCCUACAUCAAACACCUGAAAGGCCAGAACCAGGAAGCCCUGGGGAGCCUGAAGGAACUGGAUAAAGCUCUUCAGCUCUUACAGAAGGCCCUGCAGGCCACGCCCUCCUCCGCUUUCCUGCACCACCAGAUCGGGCUUUGCUACAGGGCACAGAUGAUCCAAAUAAAGAGAGCUGCAAAGUGGCAGCCCAGAGGUCAGGAUAGAGAAAAUAUUGACAAAAUGGUAAAAUUAGCCAUAUCUCAUUUUCAAUUUGCUCUGGAGCAAAAGCCCACCUUUGGCAUUGCUUAUAUUCACCUGGCCAGUAUGUACAUAGAAGCUGGCAACUACAGAAAAGCUGAAGACGUUUACCAAAAAUUGUUUUGCUUGAAAUCCCUCGAUGAAGAAACACUCCAACAGGCACAUUUCUACUAUGGUCAAUUUCAGGAAUUUCAAAAGAAAUCUGAAGUCAAUGCAGUCAUCCAUUAUUUAAAAGUAUUAAAAAUAGAAAAGGUGUCACUGACAAGAAAUAAAUGUAUUAAUUCUUUGGAGAAACUGACUUUAAGAAAACUUUCCAGAAAUGCAUCAGACAUAGAAAGCUUGAGCAUUCUUGGGUUCAUCUACAAAGUCCAAGGAGAAAUGCACAAAGCGCUGGAGCACUAUGAGCAGGCCCUACAGCUCGCUGCGGACUCUGGGAACUCGGGCAUGUGAUCCCUGGGCAUGGAAAUAGGAACCACACUCACAUUUUAUUUGAUUUUAAGUAAACAUGUUAACUCUAACCAUUGUUUCUGCUUGCUACUUUCAUAAACAUAUUAAGUUUAAGUGAUCCACUGUAGUGAUGCACAUUCUUAACCAUUACUCAGACCUGGUAAAAUAUUGGUUGUAUUCAUAAAAUACUGAAACAGAACAUAUACAUCUCUGUUAUCUGAGAGAGGAAUCAUUUCUCUGUGAUGUUACAUAGUCAAAAAAGAAAAAAAAACAGUUGUUGAAUAGAUUCAUAGCAAAUAAAGGCCUGGAUUUGCAAAAACAAA